Molecule: messenger RNA, 1630 nt
Organism: Cucumis sativus (cucumber)
Lineage: Eukaryota; Viridiplantae; Streptophyta; Magnoliopsida; Cucurbitales; Cucurbitaceae
Exons: 1
Coding region: 246-1229 (327 amino acids)
Source: RefSeq, a predicted model, not a curated record
UAUCCAUUUAACCAAAGCUUGAGAAAUCAUUAUCAAACCCUUCAAGAAAAGACAAUACUUUCUAAACAUAUUCCCACCCCACACCCAAAAAACCAAUAAAACAAAAGGAAUAUAAAGGAAGGAAAAAACCAAACCAUUCCCCAAUUCCUCUAAUAUAUACACCUCAAGAACAAAGCCCCCCUCCAUUUUAUUCUUUCUUUACCCUUUUGAAUACAAAAGAAGAAGAAAACCUCAAAGAGAUUCAAAUGGGAAAAACAAACAGCAUCAUCAGAAGAUCAAUCUUCUGUUUCUUGCAGAAAUAUCAGUACUUUACUUCUGUCUCAGCAUUGUAUGCAUUCCCUUUCUCUGUUGCUCUUCUUCUUUCUCAAACUUUUGUUUUUACUUCUUCGAUUUCUCUUCUUGAUAACAUAUAUUAUCAUAUGAAGAUUGUUUUUGAUGCUGCUGCUUUCCCUUCUUCAUUGGAAUUCUUCAUUCAAAAGCUUUCACAAACAAUCUUUUCUUCCAUUUUCACCAUUCCUUUCACUCUCACUUUCCUUCUUAUUGCUAAAGCUUCUGUGAUUCAAGCUUUAAAAGAGACCAAAUCAACAUCCCAACCUUCUUUUUCUUCUAUCAAGUCCCUUUACAGUCCAAUUUUUUUAACCAACAUUUGUAAUUCAAUCUUCAUACUCUCAGCAAAUGCAACAGUUUUUUCCAUUCUGUUCUUUGCUUUUGCUUGUCUUCAAGAAUUUGGCUUUUCUUCUUCUACCCACUUUCUUUACCUCUCGGCAGCAGGAGCUGUUCUGUAUUCAAUAGUUUUAGCAAACACUUUGGUUAUCAGCAAUUUAUCAUUGGUUUUAUCGGGUAUGGAGAAGCUUGGAGGUUAUUUAGCAAUACUCAAAGCUUGUGUUGUAAUUAGAGGGAAAACUUCCACAGCACUACUUUUGGCUUUGCCAACAAAUUUAGCCAUGGCUGCAAUUGAAGCUUUGUUUCAAUAUCGUGUAGUGAGAGCUUAUAAUGGUGUUGGAAUCCUUAGUCUUUCCAUGUUGUUUGAAGGGGUUAUCAUUGCUUAUCUGUACUCAGUUUUCAUCGUACUCGACACGACGGUUUGUUGUAUGUUCUUCAUGAACUGCAAGAAGGUUUUUUGGGUGGAUCUGGAAGGAAGACAAGCUCUUCAAAUAGAAUCUGCUGAAGAACACAAUGGUGAUUACAUGGAUUCAAAAGUUGAACAAAAUUUACAUUCAACAAGUUGAGGAUAAUCCAUCCAACAGAAAAAAAAGUACAUAGAAUUCAGUUAAAGAAUAAGAACACAUGGAAAUCAUUCAACAAGAAACCACCUUUUUUUCCUCUCUUUUCUUCAAAUACAGACAAGAAUCCAGAGAAGAUACAGAGAUUCAUGAACAGAAACCAUGUGAAAAUUUGUAACUGUUCCUUGAGUCUCUCUGUUCUUGCCAUUUGUGCUUUUCUUUAUUUAUUUUAGCUUGGUGUUCGUAUUGUAGAUAGCCGAUAGUUACAUCGUGAAAGAAUAUACAGACUCAAGCUUGAAUUGUUAUAGUUUAGAUGGCUUGGAAAGCUUGGUUCAAAUCUUGAAAUAAAUGUGUUGAACAUCUAUGAUUCUUGAUUCUAAUACAAAUGUUUGCGAUUUCCCACUUGA